Molecule: messenger RNA, 888 nt
Organism: Tetrahymena thermophila SB210
Lineage: Eukaryota; Ciliophora; Oligohymenophorea; Hymenostomatida; Tetrahymenidae
Exons: 4
Source: RefSeq, a predicted model, not a curated record
AUGUCUAUUAAACUUUAAUUUAAAUUCAGAAACAAGAUAAUUCUUUAAUUAAAAUUUCUUUAGAAUUUAUAAGCAUAUUCAAUAAAAAAAAAUUCUUAAUUGCAUAAUUAGCAUUAUAAUUAAUUUUAAUUUGAAAAAUAUCAAAAAAUAAAAUCUGGAAAAAAAAACUUAAAGCAAAGGAAAACACUGAUAUAAAAAGGGCCCACUUCAAUUAUUUCUAUGAAUUAAAAAUUUCUUCAAGAGAACAGAGAUUUAAUUAAAAAUCUAUAUGAGGAAAAUAAAAUGCCUUAGGUCUAAAGAUAAUUAUAGAUCAUUAAAGGAAAGAAGGUUAAAUAUUGGAAAUUAUAUGAGCUUACUAGCAAAAAUAUAAUUCGUAAAGAUAAGCCUGGUCCUAAUAGAAUGAUUGAAGUGGAGUGGCACAUAAAUAAUAGACAAAUAAAAUCAUUCAAAGAUUUUUGUUAAUGUGCCAAAGAUUAUUUGUAGGGAAAGGGUAUUUUUGAUGUAAAAAUAUAAAGCCUCAGAAACCGUUACAAAGACCAUAAAAGGAUAGUCAAAAAACAUGAGUUAAAUUAUUUUAUAUUUAAUACACUAAAAAUAUAAUUAAAUAUUUUUAUCAAAAAGACAUCUAGAUCAAGUUUUAAACUUUUGAUGCCUUUUUAUAAAGAUUAAAAUUAACUUUCGCAAUCAUUAAUUGCAUUAUCUUGCAAAAACUAACAAACUGGAUUCAUAAUAAAAAUGAAAGUUAGGGAUUUUAAUAAUAAUUAAAUUUAAUAGAAGCUUUAUUAAAGAAAAAAUCAAUCUAGUCUGAUUUUUUAGGAGGUAUUAUUAUUAAUAAGGAAAUAAAUUAUUUGUUAGGCUGAUAUUUAUUUUAUGUGUGUUUCUUAGUGA